Molecule: messenger RNA, 232 nt
Organism: Prorocentrum cordatum
Lineage: Eukaryota; Dinophyceae; Prorocentrales; Prorocentraceae
Source: the annotation of a GenBank genome assembly
GCGGGGGCGAGUGGUGGAGAACCAGUUCCUGCGGGACGACGGCGUCGGCGCGGGCGACGGCAGGCGGCCGGAGGUGAUCGCCAACGGCCUGCCGCUGCAGGGCGGGGCGCAGCUGGCCGCGGACGCCACAGGUUGGUCGGCCGGGAAGGAGACCACCUACCUGGAGCUCCUGGACGCGAGGCGCUGCCGACUAGUAGCCCUGGCCCUGGAGAUGGGAGGCCCGUGGUCCCAG